Messenger RNA from Malurus melanocephalus (red-backed fairy wren), 2367 nucleotides. It is a transcript of the gene THOP1, whose product is annotated as thimet oligopeptidase 1. The record is from RefSeq and is a predicted model, not a curated record. Gene Ontology annotation, cellular component: mitochondrial intermembrane space. Bases 172 to 2226 code for a protein of 684 amino acids. Gene Ontology annotation, molecular function: metalloendopeptidase activity. Gene Ontology annotation, biological process: peptide metabolic process; proteolysis. The transcript has 13 exons. NCBI's taxonomy places the organism in Eukaryota, Metazoa, Chordata, Aves, Passeriformes, Maluridae.
CGGAGCCGUGCGGGCAAGGCGGGAGCGGCCCGGUCCUCCACGCUCCCAGCAUGCCCCGCUCUCCCGCCCGCCUCUACGGUCGGGGCACAUGCUCGGUGCGUGGGGCCGGCCCGGUCUCCUCACGGCGUCGUCAGCAGAGCGGGGCCUCCCGGUACCMCCGGCACCCCCGACAUGGCCCCCCCGACAGGGAAUGUCGUGGACAGCCAGGCCCCGCGGCUUGUGGCCAACCAGCUGCGCUGGGACCUGACGGCCGAGCAGAUCGAGGCCAUGGCGGCCGAGCUGGCCGAGAGCACCAAGCUCGUGUACGAUCGCGUGGGAGCGCAGGAGAAAGGAGAGGUGUCCUACGAGAACACCCUCAAGGCUUUGGCCGACGUGGAGGUGGAAUACACAGUCCGUAGGAACAUCCUGGAUUUCCCCCAGCACGUGUCCCCGUGCAAGGCCAUCCGCACCGCCAGCACCGAGGCCGACAAGAAGCUGUCAGAGUUUGACGUGGAGAUGAUGCAGCUCUCUGAAUUCUUAAUUCCCAUCGUGGUUUUACAGGAGAAAGCAGAGAGCGCUUCCCUGAAGCCCGAGGCAAAGAGGUACCUGGAGAGGCUGAUCAAGCUGGGCAAAAGGAAYGGGCUCCAUCUCCCUGAGGAGACACAGGAGAAAAUCAAAGCGAUCAAGAAAAAGCUGAGUGUGCUGUGCAUCGAUUUCAACAAGAACCUCAAUGAGGACACCACUUUCCUGCCCUUCUCCAGGGAGGAGUUAGGGGGGCUCCCUGAGGAUUUCCUGAACUCCCUGGAGAAGACAGAGGAUGGGAAGCUGAAAGUCACCCUGAAGUACCCACACUACUUCCCACUGCUCAAGAAGUGCUACGUGCCCGAGACCAGGAGGAAGGUGGAGGAGAUGUUCAACUCCAGGUGCAAAGAGGAGAACUGCCUGAUCCUGAAGGAGCUGGUGGAUCUGAGGGCUCAGAAAGCCGAUCUGCUGGGCUUCAGCACCCACGCCGACUUYGUGCUGGAGAUGAACAUGGCCAAGAGCAGCCAGACGGUGGCCACCUUCCUGGAUGAGCUGGCCCAAAAGCUGAAACCCCUGGGGGAGAAGGAGCGAGCYGUGAUCCUGGACCUGAAGAAGAAAGAGUGCGAGAAGCGCGGGCUGGAGUUCGACAACCGCAUCAACGCCUGGGACAUGCGCUACUACAUGAACCAGGUGGAGGAGACCAAGUACAGCGUGGACCAGAACCUGCUCAAGGAGUAUUUCCCCAUGCAGGUGGUCACCACRGGGCUCCUGGCCAUCUACCAGGAGCUGCUGGGCCUCACCUUCCACCUGGAGGAGAAGGCUCAGGUGUGGCAYGAGGAYGUGCAGCUCUACACGGUGAAGGACRCGUCCUCCGGGGAAACCAUCGGGAAGUUCUACCUGGAUYUGUACCCUCGGGAAGGCAAAUACGGCCACGCCGCCUGCUUCGGCCUCCAGCCCGGCUGCCUCUUGCCCGACUCCAGCCGCCAAAUCUCGGUGGCCGCCAUGGUGGCCAAUUUCACCAAGCCCACGCCGGACGCCCCUUCCCUGCUGCAGCACGACGAGGUGGAGACCUAUUUCCACGAAUUUGGGCACGUCAUGCACCAGCUGUGCUCUCAGGCCGAGUUUGCCAUGUUCAGCGGGACACACGUGGAGCGGGAUUUYGUGGAGGCGCCGUCCCAGAUGUUGGAGAAUUGGGUGUGGGAGAAGGAGCCGCUGCUGCGCAUGUCCAGACACUACAAAACGGGGAGCCCCAUCCCCGACGAGCUGCUGGAGAAGCUCAUUAAAUCGCGGCAGGCAAACACAGGGCUCUUCAAYCUUCGCCAAAUCGUCCUGGCCAAGGURGACCAGGCUCUGCACACCCAGACCAAGGCUGACCCCGUGGAGGUGUUUGCCCGGCUCUGCGAAGAGGUGCUGGGUGUCCCUGCCACCCCAGGUACCAACAUGCCRGCCACCUUUGGCCACCUGGCCGGGGGCUACGAUGCCCAGUACUAUGGCUACCUCUGGAGCGAGGUGUACUCCAUGGACAUGUUCCACACCCGCUUCAAGCAGGAGGGAAUCAUGAACUGCAAGGUGGGCAUGGAUUACAGGAAGUGCAUCCUGCAUCCCGGCGGCUCCGUGGACGCCUCGGACAUGCUGAGGAGGUUCCUGGGYCGGGAGCCCAAGCAGGACGCCUUCCUGGCCAGCAAGGGACUCAAGGUGGACGGCGACUCGGUGCCCUCGGCCUGAGGCGCUGCCCGCCCGCUCURUCGGGGGAAGCUCCUGCCCACGCACUGCCCUCGCCCGGUUCCUGUCACCAAACACCCCCUGGGCCACCCCAGCCUGCAGCUGUCCCCUCCAGGGUCCCGUUCCCAGCCCCUCCUGGGCUUU